Messenger RNA from Diprion similis, 1819 nucleotides. RefSeq names its product E3 ubiquitin-protein ligase parkin (gene park). The transcript has 8 exons. Bases 133 to 1683 code for a protein of 516 amino acids. Gene Ontology annotation, cellular component: endoplasmic reticulum; Golgi apparatus; cytosol. NCBI's taxonomy places the organism in Eukaryota, Metazoa, Arthropoda, Insecta, Hymenoptera, Diprionidae. Gene Ontology annotation, biological process: regulation of mitochondrion organization; protein polyubiquitination; ubiquitin-dependent protein catabolic process. Gene Ontology annotation, molecular function: ubiquitin conjugating enzyme binding; ubiquitin protein ligase activity; zinc ion binding. The record is from RefSeq and is a predicted model, not a curated record.
UAUACGUAUUUCACGCAGAAAAUACGCUUUUACACGCAUACAUUUUCUUCUCUACAUUUAUCGCGAUAACAGUUGGUGUUAUCGUAAAGGAAAAUUAUACACAGAACUGCUUCGAUAUUUACACUCUGUGUGAUGAGUUUUUUGUUCAACCUUCUAAAGGGUGCCUUUUUGAGAAUGUUGCAGUUGAUUUGGUUUGGAAAACGAAAGAUAUCGAACUCGUUGAGUAUCUACGUGAAAACUAACACGGGAAAUACACUCUCCAUUGAUUUGGAUCCGAAAUGGGACAUCAGAAACCUAAAAGAGAUCGUCGGGCCUCAGCUUGGCAUAUCUCCCGAAGAUAUCAAGAUCAUAUUCGCUGGUAAAGAGUUGCACAAUUCCACUAUAAUAGAGGAAUGCGAUCUUGGUCAACAAAGUAUUUUGCAUGCCAUAAAACUUCCCCCUGGAAAAAACCGCCUUAAUAGAAAAAAGGAUACCCAAAAUCUUAUCGAAGAAUCUUUAGAUGAAGGAUCGGAAGCAAAUGAAAGUGGAAGCAAACCUCUGAACGAAACUUUGAUCGACUUACCAUUGGACGACUCUGAUCGUCAGGAAAAUCACAUCGAGCAGGAGCAGCAACAAGCCCGUGCCCAUUUUUACGUUUACUGUUCGCUGCCAUGUAAAUCAGUGGAGGCAGGAAAGCUGAGAGUUAGAUGCGCGACAUGUGGCAGCGGGGCUGUGACGGUGGAUCGAGAUCCUCAAUGUUGGCCUGAUGUACAGCAGCCUCAUAGAAUAACUGUACAUUGUGAGAAUGACGAUUGUCAGACGUUGCUGUCUUCCUUAGCACAGAAGGAUGAAGGUACUCCUCAAGUGAGAUAUGCGCAGUUUUAUUUCAAGUGCGCCAAUCACGCGAGUCUUGGAGAAAAAGAUGAGGCGGUACCGCUUUAUUUGAUCAAACCAAAUCUGAGAAAUGUACCUUGUCUGGCUUGCACUGAUACGAGGGACACGGUACUGGUUUUCCCUUGCGAGGCUGGACAUGUGACCUGCCUCGACUGCUUUCGAGACUAUUGCGUCGCUCGUCUGCGGGAUCGUCAGUUUGAGUUUGAAGAUAACCACGGAUACUAUACCUUGCCAUGUCCUGCUGGUUGCCAAAAUUCGCACAUAUCCGAAGUUCAUCACUUCCGUCUUCUCUCACCCCAGCAGUAUGAGCAAUACCAACGAUUCGGAACUGAGGAAUACGUUUUAAGGGCAGGAGGGCUUCUGUGCCCACGGCCAGAUUGUGGAAUGGGAAUUAUUCCACCUGAUCAGACUGAUGAGGAGCGUAGUCGAUCACCGGAUGAGGACGACUGUCGGAGAAUUCAAUGUAUCGGUGGUUGCGGAUAUGUUUUCUGUCGCCGAUGCCUGCAAGGUUUCCAUGUAGGUGAAUGCGACUCACAACAGCCCACAUCGUAUUCUUCUACCUCCGCCGUCUCUUGUCCUUCAGGCUAUGCAAUUGAUCCUCUCCGAGCUAGCGAGGCCAAGUGGGACGAAGCGAGUAAGAAGACCAUUCAAAUAUCGACGAAACCAUGCCCGAAAUGUAGAACGCCGACCGAACGAGACGGUGGCUGUAUGCACAUGGUUUGUACAAGAGCUGGCUGCAGUUUCCAGUGGUGCUGGGUUUGUCAGACUGAAUGGACGAGAGACUGUAUGGGAAGUCAUUGGUUCGGAUGAUGUUCUAAAACAAUGUAUAUCAUCAGCAAUUGUAUAUACUAUGAUGGAUUCAGGUUAAUGCAACUUCGAAAGCCAGGUAAUAUUAAUUGUGAUAGGUAUUUACCUACGUAGUUAAAUAAAUUGUUUUUCUUUUCAA